Messenger RNA from Didymodactylos carnosus, 1038 nucleotides. The record is from the annotation of a GenBank genome assembly. NCBI's taxonomy places the organism in Eukaryota, Metazoa, Rotifera, Eurotatoria, Philodinida, Philodinidae.
AUGACAUACACUCACACAGGGGUACACGCUUUGCUGUUGAACCAUGAAGUAUAUGCGUGUCUAUUGCAAUUGACAAACAAAAUUAUGCAUGACGAUUUAUCUCCACCGUACAAGAAACGUCGUACAGCUGUUGUUGGAUUUACAAUUGCAAGUAUUCUAGGAAAAUCUACAGAAUUACAAUCAACAAUUAUUAAAGAUUAUACGCAACGAAAUAAUGAACUACAUAAUCAUCUGAAUGCCACGUCUGAUGAUUUGUUAGGAAGUGCUGGUGAAGAAGGAUUAUGUGGUGAAGAUGGUACGAGUAGUAGUUCUUUAUCGCCACCAAAUACAACAUCAUUAUCAAAAUCGAAUGAUGAAUUACAUGGAAAAGAAACAACAUCGUUAUUAAUUGAAAAUAAUGAUGAGAUAUCGAAUAAUAAUCUAAGUGAUGAACGUCGACGAACGGAUUCAGAUUCAUGUGGUGAAAUAAGUUCCGAUGAACGUCCGAGAAAAGUUAGACGUAGUCGAACAACAUUUUCGACUUAUCAAUUACAUCAACUUGAACGUUCAUUUGAAAAAACACAAUAUCCCGAUGUAUUUACAAGAGAAGAUUUGGCGAUGCGAUUAGAUCUUUCUGAAGCCCGAGUUUGGUUUCAAAAUCGUCGAGCAAAAUGGCGAAAACGUGAAAAAGCGAUGGGACGUGAAUCGCCUAAUUUUAUUGGUGAAGGUAGUUUUGAAGCAUUUCGUCGUCAAAUGUCAAAUUAUUUAUCGAAUGCGUUAUUAGAUCCGACACGUUUACACGCCACACCGUAUCAUCUGUUAAAUCCAUUACUGAUGGGACAUAUUGAUGAAAAAGUACUUUCUCGUUUACCUAUACCAAAUCCGAUGAUAUCAUGCGUUUAUACGCCAAAUGAAAUGAAACAAAUAAACUCUAAUUCCUCUCCAUCAGUCUCUAUCUCUGGAACAAUAACAGCUCUCUCGUCUUCGUCAUCGUCUACGUCAUUGAAAGAACAAUUUAAUAUCGAACGUUUAGAUCGCAAAGUUGUUGCAACUGUGUAA